This is a messenger RNA of Volvox carteri f. nagariensis, 882 nucleotides long. RefSeq lists its product as uncharacterized. Lineage: Eukaryota; Viridiplantae; Chlorophyta; Chlorophyceae; Chlamydomonadales; Volvocaceae. The transcript has 3 exons. The record is from RefSeq and is a predicted model, not a curated record. The coding region runs from base 1 to 882 and encodes 293 amino acids.
AUGUUUCAGUGGACCACUCAGGUAAAUCACCCACCAGCGCUGCUAGCAGCAUCCUAUCAAGGGCUGUUCACAAUCAGCCGGAUCGUGCUGUACAACCGGCGGGACUGCUGCGGCGAACAGCUCGUGAACGCCGAAAUCCGUGUGGGUGGCGCACUGGUUAGCAACAGCCUCACUGCGGCGCAGAUCAACCUUAACCAGCUUGUACGACGGGUGGCAGGGGCCAGCACCAUUGGCGCAAUCAUAACCGUCCAGCUGAGGCCCCCAGUCACAGGCCGCUACAUCACCCUUCAGAAUUUUGGAAACAAUGCUACUGCGCGGGCGGCCAGCCUGCAAGUGGCGGAGCUGCAGGUGUACGGCACGCCAGCGGGGAUGGUUCGUACGGCAAACCCGAGUUCGAUGUGGAUGGGCUCUCGUUGGCUGUGGCUGGGUGGAGUCAGCAGCAGCAGCAGUGUUUCACAAUCAUCAUCAGCAGACGUCAGGUGGAUCUCGUCACUGCCCACAGCCUUCGUGCCGUUCGGUCAACGGGUCAUUGCGUCCGCCUGGCAGUCAACCACCUUCUACAGGACCUUCUGGCUGUCAGCGGAGCAGCUACAGCAGCAGCAGGCUGCCCUUGGAGGUGUUGUGACAACGCCCGUCCUCAACCUCACCAUCAUUGCGGACGACCUUGCGACUGCGUUCGUGAAUGGUCAAGAAGUCGGCCGUACAGCCAUGUUUCCAGAACGUUCUGUCCUGCAAGUCUCAAAUCUGCAGCCUGGCCCCAAUCUGGUUGUGUUGCACUGCAACAGCACGGGGGGACUGCCCGUGGUGGCGGCCUCCCUGGCCUUUGGGGGCCCUGACGGCUCCGUGCUACUGCAGACGGAUCACACUUGGAACUGGCUGUAG